AUGUCGUUUUCCUCUCAACCUGGAUGUUCCGCCACGUCAAAUCCUGUUCGAAAACUGAACUCAUCUGUGCAUGAUACGGCUUUGAAAUCAAAGGCUUACCAUCCGAAAGUCUUUCAAAAUCCGCUUCAUUCCACUACCCUUGCGGCACCGAACUUGAAUUAUUCCGAGUCCUCCACAUUUCAACAUUGGAAAGACCUCAGUCAAUCACCUAGUCAACAUCAGAAUUUUCCACUAUUCAGCCUUACCACGAAAAAUUCUUCUUCAGUUCCAAACAGAGCUUGGUCUCAAGAGUUUUCAGCCUAUACAAAUCAACAAAAUCAGAACUCAGAGACAAAAUGGAUAUCCGAAUUUAAUCAGCAGCCACCUUCUAUAAUCAGUAAUGAUACCAUAAAAUCAAGGAAACAGAAAGAGAAAACGGUUCCAGUCCCAUUGUCGUCACCUCAACUACCUAUGUCUGCAGCUGCAGCCCAUUCUCCUUUAGAAGUCGCUCAUGUCAAUGAAGACGAGCUUAUGGAAAAGUUUAAUCAUGCUUCCCUAGAAGCAAAGAGUUUAGAUAAAGGAAAUUUAGAACAAACAUCUCAAGCACCAUUAACCUUGGAGCAGUUGUGGACUGCCAGGUUGGCUGAUUUACGUACAAACGGCCUUGAUCCGAAGUCACUUGAGGAAUAUCAAAUAAGGUGGGAAGAAUUUCUUGAAGAAGCAAAGAUAAAGCUGCCUGCGUCAAAGCAGCAUGCUUUCUCACAUACUGAAGCUAAUCAAGCAAUGGAAACGUCAGGUACUGAGUAUGAAAACUUAAACAAGAUAAACGAGCAGAAGAAGGAGAUAUUCAGUGAAGAACAAAUUGACUCAAUCGAUUAUAAAAAGCUGGAAGCACUUCCCUUUAUAGAGGAUCUUUAUGAGAAGGCUCAAACGUUAUUAAAGAACAAGGGUCCAAUUUGCGAAGCGGCAGUAUUGCUUGAAAAAGCAGUUUUGCAAAAUCCUUCUCACCUCGAAAGUUGGCAAUCCCUAGCCUACGUUCAUACCUUGCUAGGCAAUGAAAGCCGAGUAAUUGAGUCUUUAUUAAAUAUAAAAAUGUUGGAUUCUAAUCAAAUCAAUAUUAUAAUGGAUUUGGCAGUAGCAUAUGUGAAUAAAGGUUCACGUGAAAAUGCUUUAGCAUGUUUGCGCGACUGGCUUUAUGCAUCUCAUCCAGAAUACUCUAACCGGUUCUCCAGCAUAGAGCGCAAGUUUGAAAGUCUAAAUGUUCUUGACAAUACAAAAGCUAUUCAAGCUUGCUUUUUAGACUUGAUAUGUUUAUCAUCGUCAUCCAAGAAGUUCUAUGACAAAGCUCAGACUGGGUUGGGAAUUACCAUGUAUCUUUUAGAGGACUUUUCAAAAGCUGCUGAUUGUUUUAGACAGGCUGUCCAAAGAAAUCCUGAAAACUGCGUUCUCUGGAAUAAAUUAGGAGCUUCUUUAACAAAUUCAAAACAAGAAGGAAAGGCAAUACAAGCUUAUAAGCGCUCAUUGGAGCUGCAGCCUCAAUAUGUCCGUACUCGCUCCAACUUUUCCAUAGCAUGCAUAAAUAUGAGUUGCUAUGAGGAAGCAGCAGAUCAUCUUCUACAUGCAGUCGACAUUAUUCAGGACAAGCAUGGGGUGUUUACUCGCUGUGAAUCUAACCUUGAACUCUGGGAUAUGCUACGGAAGGUACUUCUCGUGGGAUACCAAAGCAUGAGUUUGGCUUCAUUAGCAAAACCGGGAUUCAAUACAAACGAAUUAAGGAGUAAAUUAGAUUCUUAUGCAGGAGAGGAGGAAUAUUACGAAUGA
Messenger RNA from Schizosaccharomyces cryophilus OY26, 1800 nucleotides. Its product is annotated as peroxisomal targeting signal receptor Pex5. The coding region runs from base 1 to 1800 and encodes 599 amino acids. The record is from RefSeq and is a predicted model, not a curated record. Gene Ontology annotation, biological process: protein import into peroxisome matrix, docking. Gene Ontology annotation, molecular function: protein binding. Lineage: Eukaryota; Fungi; Ascomycota; Schizosaccharomycetes; Schizosaccharomycetales; Schizosaccharomycetaceae. Gene Ontology annotation, cellular component: cytosol; peroxisomal membrane. The transcript is spliced from 2 exons.